Symbiodinium natans is the source of this 2859-nucleotide messenger RNA. Lineage: Eukaryota; Dinophyceae; Suessiales; Symbiodiniaceae. The record is from the annotation of a GenBank genome assembly.
AUGGCACCGCCUCCGGGUAACUUCGCAGCUCCAGAGCCUGCCCUUCGUUACAAGUCAGGCCAGGGGCCACCUACGGAAUUCCUGGCAGAUCCACACAAGCACAUACCAGCAAACUACCCCCCAGCCCCCCAAGCACCGCAAGGACAGGGUCGCCGGGACGCCUACCCCGCGCACCAAAGCCACCCUUACCCAGACCCCCGUCCGCCCUAUCCGAUUCAGCACGGAUACCGGCCACAGUCUCCGCCAGCCCCCAACCCUUACCAGAGCCAACCUCCAAACACGCGCCACUCCCAUGGGUCCCAGGCCCAGACACCUCCCCAGGCUCCACCUCAGGGAUCCGAGACCUCGAAGUACCCACCUCGUGAGCCCCCAGCUCAAAAGCCCAAAGCGCCAUAUCCGUCCCAGAGCGCAUGGGGCCCGCGAGACAACAGGGAGACGCCCCCAAGCUCUUGGGGUGCCCGUGCCGACAUGAAGUCGGGAGAGGGACACCGCCUGCGUCGCCGCAGGCGCCACCGCUCCACGCGGGAGCCCACGGACCGACCGGCCUCUCACCGGCGCUCGCAUCGGCGGAGGCGAGACCGCAGCCGCAGUCGAAGAGCAACUCCCGAGAGACCCCCUGGAGAUCAUGGCGCUGUGCCGGCUCAGAUGCAGCCGCCAAAGCAGCCGCCAAUGCAGCCGCCAAAGCAGCCGAUGCAGCCGCCAACGCAGCCUGGCCCGCCUCCGCGUGCUCGGGAAGAGCGACCGUGGCCUUACGCAAAUCCUUCAAUCCCUCACCCUGCAGUUCCGCCAUCACGGCCACCGUUUCCCGACCGGGUCGACCGGCCGGUCGUGCAACGCGCCCCGCCGUCGCACUUGGCGCAGCCGCACGCAACGCAGCAGCGCUUGCCGCAGGCACACGUGCCGCAGCACUCGCUGCCACCGCAGGCGCGGAUGCAGCAGGCACCACCGCAGGCACAACCCCGCGCGCCUCACGGAGGACGGGAGCCCAGCCGUCCGCCACCUGCGUGGAGGGACCUCGCGCAGCCGCAGCGGCCGCGGUGGUCGGAGUCCUCCGCCCCAGCAGGGGUUUCUGCAGCACCGGUGCCGGUGCCAGCAGCCGUGGCGCCGUUCGACGCGCAAGAGUCCUACAGCUACAGCAGUGAGCGGUCUGGGUCGGCGGACUCUUACAGCUCCUACUCGAGCGUCGGACCUAUGGGAGCUCCCGGCGCUUCACGCCCAGCGCCAGGCAUCUCGCCCUUUGCGGCCGCAACUCCGACCGUUGUCCCGGUGCCAUCACAGCCCGCUCCGAAGGUCUGCCUCAUGGACGGCGAGGACUACUCCGAGUCCUCCGACUCGUCCUCCUCUUCGCUGAGGGUCCUUCCGAAGGCCGGCACGGCUGCGGUGCACCCACCUGGACCUCAGGUGUACGGAGGUCCUCCCCCGGUGGUCAAGCAGGUUCCCAUCCCGGUGCAGACGCCUGAGCCCCAUCGGCCGGCCCGAGGACCUGUUCCAAAGAACGAUCCUCCAGUCGAGGCAAAGAAGGCGGAUCCAGCCAGCCAGAGCAGCCAAAGGACGGGAACGGGCAAGCAGCGCCUGGCAGUGGCGCGGACCCUGUGCUCCAUGGACAUCCGCGGGGCACUGGGCGCUGUGCGGGCGGCUGCCGCCGAAGCCAUGGCCGCCGGCAUCACGGACACGGCCAAGGAGCACCUUGACGAGAGCCUGUGUAGCCUGCACGUGCUAGCGCUGCGGAAAGCUCUGAAGGACUUCGACUGCAAGACUCGACUUGCGCUGAAGCGGAUCCUGCGGUUGAAGGUCGCAGGCAGCGGAGGCUCUCUUCGUCCGCCGCCAGCGCCAGUCGUGGCGGCACCUGCCGUGCCGGCAGCCUCAGGCGCCGCCAUCAGCUCAAAUGAAUUGAGCGCGCGUCUCAAGGCGCCGGGCGUAUGCGACGAGAAGAGCGAAGCGAAGAUCGCUGACGGCGGUGCCGUGCGCAAAGUUCGCAAAGUGGUGAAGCGCCGAGUCGCUUCGGAAGCCGCACCUGUCGAAGAAGCGGAGGAAAAGAAGGUGUUGCCAGCGCCGGUGACGGCGCCCGCGGACGUCCGCGACCGGCCAGCAGCGGCGCCGGCACGGGCGGGGGCACGGGCACAGCGUGCCCCUGACCCAAAGGAUGCGCAGGCAGCCAGGCCCCGCCGCGAGAAGUUCAGCAACUCCCCGCAGCCUAAGCCACGCAGGGCGCCAAGCCCGCCCAGCGACUGCUCUUCGAGGUCCAUAUGCCAACAGUCCCCGCCAAGGGCGCGCCAGUCCAGGGGCCUUAAGGGUCCAGCUCACCGGCAAGGAGAGCGGCGGGACACCCCGGAGCCCAAGGCACCUGAGAGAGUCCGGCCUCCCGAUCGCCGAGACAGCCGCAGACGAUCCCCGCGAGCCGCGAGGCGUGGCCGGAGCCCUUCUGCUGAGUCUGGGCGCCGGGGCAGGGGCUGGGGGCGAGGGGACGUGCGAGACACCCGGGACACCCGGGACACCCGGGACACCCGGGACACCCGAGACACGCGGGAUGCGCGGGAUGCGCGGGAUGCGCGCGACGUUCGGGACGUGCGGGACGCGCGCGCGGCUCGGAGCCCUGCCAAGGGCCAAGCUGCAAAGCCUGCGAAGGGCAAAGCUCCACGCCAGGACGCGGGCCGCAAGCGCAGCGCAACGCGAUCCCGGUCCCGCUCGCGGUCCCGCUCGCCGCGGCGCCGCUCGCGGUCUCGCUCGCGGCGCUUGCCGCGCUCGCCACCCUCGCCGUGCCGCCGCGGAUCCUCGCCCGGGCGGAAGGUGCAGAUGAAGCGGUCGCCAAAGCCGAAGGAGCGCAGAAGCCGCAGCCGCCCGCCCCGGAAGGUUUGGUAA